AUGACAGACACUGGAGGUCGGGUUCGGUACGACGGACAUUGGAAGGUCGGGUUCGGCAUGACGGACACUGGAAGGUCGGGUUCGGUACGACGGACACUGGAAGGUCGGGUUCGGUACGACGGACACUGGAAGGUAAAUCCCAAGAGCCCAGAUUUUGAGAGCAAACAUGGUUCAACAGCUCAGCUUCUGUGUGUGGACAUCAGUAACAUGAAAGCCCAGCUGGAGCAGUCAGCAAUACUUAGCAUCCUCGCUUUUGUGGAGCAACUGAACUAUAAGCUGUCUCAGCUUGCCCCAUCCGUUGAGACACCUGCAGAACCAAUGCAGACAGCAUCUACUCUGUCCAAGUCUCUUGAUAGUCAUGAGAAGAAAUCUUCUGGGGAAAUGGACAAGUCUAAAACGAAAGCAUUAGUUCCUCUUAAGAAACAUGCAUCAGACAUUAUUACACUGAAGAUCGUGGCCAAAUUAGGUCAAGUGAGUGUGAUCAUUGGUCUACAGACACGUGAAGUUGCUCAGGUGGAUGUGGCAGGUUUGGUAGUGAAUGUUGUCAUGAAAGGCAAGGAUGUUACUAUUACCUCUCAGCUCAAAGACUUCACUGUCAUUGACCCAAGUUCUGCAGCCCUCCAUCCAAAGGUCUUCGACUCUCCAGUUGUAAUACAGUUUGGAGAAUUACGACAAUAUGUAAUAGGAAAAGGACACAAGUGCAUCUAA
This is a messenger RNA of Cherax quadricarinatus, 708 nucleotides long. The record is from RefSeq and is a predicted model, not a curated record. Lineage: Eukaryota; Metazoa; Arthropoda; Malacostraca; Decapoda; Parastacidae.